AGGAUGUGUUUCGAUAUUUUCUUCUGCUGUUUGGUCGUGAUAUUCGGUGGUUCGUGCGGGGCAGAAUUCGUUCCUGUGCUUGUAUGGGAAUCGAACAAGCCAACAGAUGUACAGAUCAGUUCUCCUGCGUUGAAGAAGUACAGUACUGACGAUUUCGCAGAUUUCUUCAUAAAUAAAUUGUCAGCAUUUGGUAAAAAACCACUUGUAGUAGUAUUCACAGAAGAAAAUUUGAGUGUCGAGGAUUUCAGUUGGCAGGAUCUUGCGGAGAACUCAGUGUUUCCACAUUUAGAAAGUGUAAUUGCUACUGCAGCAAAUGUAGAUUUCAUUCCAUCAGUGUCGAAUCCAUUGAAGGCACUGCAGAGGCUGGAGAAACUCGGUUACCAGUGGCAGACUGUUAGAGACCUGGAAACGAUGAAUGUUCCAGAGCACGGUGGUGUCGUUAUGGUGUUGGAAAUGGAGAAUGCAAAAGUAGAUGAAGACAGACCAGACUUUUUGAGACGCCAUGAUUGUUUGAUCAGCAGUGUGUACUCUCGCUUGGUUAGCCAGGCGGAUGAUGUUGUCGCAGUGUACACAGGACGCUACAGCUCCUGGAUCGAGCCUGAGAAUGAACCAGUGCUACAUAGGGUGCGCCGGCUGUUGGUGGAGCCAGCCCCUAAUGCCACCGUCAUGCUGAUGAACACGAGCAGUAUCCUGAUUUAUGCCAGUGAUAAGCCACAGGUGACAGAAUCAGACAUCAAAAAGAUUCUGACAUUGCUGCCUGACACAGUCAAAAGGAAGGAGAGCGCCACGUACCAGAGUGUGAGGGCCAAGUUCAGUACAAACUCCACUGACCAAAUCAUUCUGGAGUUUUUCUUCUUCAACUCCACCAGCUCACCUGGGUACUGGUCACUGGAGAAUGUCACAUAUUACAUUAACAGUCCAAACCACACAAACAAAAUGGUGCUCACUCCCGAGUCUGGAAUUGUUGCCCCAGUCAUGUUCUCGUACCACUGUUCUUCCAAAACUGUGUUUAAGGCUGUCAACAUUAGUCUUACUUUCCAGAAUUUCCAGGCACAGCCGUACAUGGAGAAGACCAAGGCAUUUGAUGAUGCAUACAACUGUGAACUCUUCUUCACACCGCCCAUCUGGUCUGGACUGUUUGUUACAUCAAUUCUUGCGUUCAUUAUGAUGUGGGGCCUUGCUAUGAUCAUGGAUAUACGAACCAUGGAUCAGUAUGAUGACCCCAAGGGCAAGACCAUCACAAUCAGUGUUUCUGAGUAGAGUGACAGGCCAUGUUGUUCAGUUGGCAGUGCUACUUUGUAACUUUUAGCAGUUUGUUCUUCAAAUGACAGCAAGAGGAUUUACAUGUUACUUUCAGAUACAACGUUUUGUGUAAGGAGAAGUAUGCAGUAUGGUUAGGAUGCCUGGCCCCGGCCUAAGGAAGGAAGGACCAUUAUAUGAGGGGACAAGUGGUAGGCAGUCUUUGUCUUAACAUUCUGAUGUUCUGUUUCUCGAUACCUCUUUCACAGUUCAUAGUCAUCAGAAGCUAUACACAUUAUGAAUAUAUGUUCUGUAAUUGAGUAUUUUUCAACCCAAUGAUGUCCCCCAAUAUCCUGGAAAAUGUGAGGUAGAUUGAUGGAAACAAACAGAAAUUGAAGGGGAAUAAUACCAUCUGGGAUGGUGAAAAUCCAGCAUUUGAGAAGGGCAGUAGGCUGUUGUACUACACAGUGGUACAUGCCAGGAGUUGCUGCUCUUUCUGGUCACUGUUGUCAGAACCGAUCCAACAGAAUGAAGGAAACUUUCAGAAGUUGUUAUUCAUGGCUUCAUUAUAGUUAUAGUUUUGUGAAUCUUACCCAGAACAGUUCAGUAUUAUCAUGCGUCAGGUUGUUAAGGCCUGUUCCUAUGAAUCUCAAGAUGCCAACAUCAGUCCUUUAUUAAUAGGAACAGAAUUAAAUCAACGUUCUUUGACAAAUGUGAUGGCCACAAGACAGCCACAUAACUUGUGUAUCAGUAAGUGAAAGGUGUAAGAAAGUUAAUUUAGAUGCUUUCCAACUGUGUCAGAACAUAGAUUCAGAUUAAGAAUCAAGAAUUGUAAGAAAUGGCAGUAGCCGAUUCAUAAUAUUUAAAAUUGAGUUCUGAAAUUUUGACAUAAUAGCAAUUUUCAUUUAAGGUCAUGCAUCCUAAUGAUAGUCAUUCAAAAGAAAAUGUUUUGUCAGUACGGAAUUAAAUAUUCUUUGUGUUGCUGCUGUAUAAGGCCAGUGGUAAUGUUUAUGUUUUACUGCUUUAGGUGCCGCAGGCAUUGAAUUGAUCAGUCAUUAGAAUGCAUUUAUGUAGAAGUGGAUCUCACUGUUAGUGCUUCACAAUGCGUUAUUGAGCGUUAUGCAGUAUACUUCUUUGGACAGUGGGUACAUUGUAUGGCAAAAUGUUUUAAUGGAUAAGAGCAGUGUUGCCAUCCGAACAAUAUAUGUUUGAGCCAUUUCAGCAGCAAUUAUAUCUUUCCUUGAAACUAAAAUAUAUUGCUGCAAGUCUGAGUAUUGUAAAUUGGCCAAGCAGAAGGUGAAAAAUUAAGUGUCCGGCAGUGUAACAAGGUUAAAAGCCUUUCCAGUGUGUCUGGGUUAAGGCCUUCACAAUCUUUCAUUCCAGUAGAGUUUGAUUCUGGCAGCAGAUAACACUUGUUAAUAGUAGUCAUGCCGCAGAAACUGUCAUAUGCUGUAUUCAGGAGUGUUGAACUGAUUAUUGUUACAAUUUUUAAUCAUUAUUUAUUUGCAUGUAUCAUCACUGUUUCAUUCAUAAUGGCCUGUAGUCCUGUGUCACAGAAAUGAGAGUACCGAUCAUACAACAGCAUUAAACAGAGUAAGUGAGGUUCUUUUCAUCAGGGCUGCUUACCUGAGGCAUGAUUUAAAGUUCUUGAUUAUUUUGUCCAAGAGUUUUGCUGUCAGAGGACCACUUGUGAUGUGUCAGAAGUGCAGGCCCUGUGCAGUCAUGAUGCAAUGUAAGAUCUUUGUAUUAAUAAUAUC
This is a messenger RNA of Cryptotermes secundus, 2996 nucleotides long. RefSeq names its product V-type proton ATPase subunit S1. Gene Ontology annotation, cellular component: proton-transporting V-type ATPase complex. The record is from RefSeq and is a predicted model, not a curated record. NCBI's taxonomy places the organism in Eukaryota, Metazoa, Arthropoda, Insecta, Blattodea, Kalotermitidae.